AUGUUUUAUUAUUCUUUUCAAUCAUUCAGUUCGGAUUUCUUUAGAAUUCUUGACCUUCAUUUCUUUCUGGUUCUAUUGGCGGCAUGUUUGAUCUUUUAUUUUUACUAUCGUAGACUCAGCCGCAUCUUUCAGUUCCAUCUUCCUCUUUUUUCCUCUUUCCUUUUUCUUUCUUUACUUUCCCUCUUACUUCUAUUCAUUCUUCUUUUUUUCCCCUCCUUUCAAGCUUUCUUUCUUUUCUUUUUUUUUUUACUCUUUAGCCAUUCUUUCCUUUCCUUUUUUCUAACUUUCUUUUUCUUUAUUCCUUCUUUUUUCGUUCUUUACUUUACUUCUUGUCAUCUUGAUGGCUCCCUUCUUUAUUUCUUUUUUUUUUUUUUCAUAUUCUUCAUUCUACUUCAUUUUGUUUUAAGUUUUUUCUUCCAUUUUUUCUUUUCUUUUUUCAUUAUUUCUCUUUCCUGUUUUUUUCUUUUUAUUUUUCAUUCUUUUUCUUUUGAUCUUUUUUGUUCUUUCUUUUGUCUUUUCUUUUGUUCUUUCUCUAUUUCAUUUUUCUUUGUCUCCUCUCUUUUCUUUUCUUCCAUUUUCAUUCAUUUUUUCUUUCUGUUUUCUUUUUCUUUCUGUUUUCUUUUUCUUUCUGUUUUCUUUUUCAUUCUGUUUUCUUUUUCUUUUUUCUCCUUUAUUCUUUUUUCUGACAUUUUGUCUUUCUUUAAUUGCAUUAUUUCUUUUCCUUUCUCUCUUUCUUACAUUUUUCAUUCAUUUUUUUUCUUUUUCGUUCAUCCUUUCUCUUUUGAUCGUUUUCGUCCUUUUUUCUUUUUUAUAUCUUUCGUCCUUUCUUUAUUUUUCUUUUUUUUCUUUUUCUUAUUCAUUAUUUUCUUUCUUUCUUUCCUUUUUCUUCUUUUAAUUUUCUCUUCUUCUAAUUCUUUUUCUUUUUUCUUUUUCACUCUUUCUUUUCGUUUUCUUUUUCCUUCUCAUUUCUUUCUCUUUCGCUUUCAUUCUUUUUUUCUUUUAUUUUUCUUUCUUUCUCUUUUUCUCCCCUUCCUUCCUUCCUACCUUCCUUCUUUCUUUUUCUUCUUUUCGUCUUUCCAUCUAUUAAGUCGAAUGUAUGUUUAUCCUCGUUAUAAAGACACCCACCCCUAUUUACUCCAUUUUGCCUUUCAUUUGCAAUAUUACUUCAUACUUCUGAUUUCAAAUCAACCUCAUUUUCUUUCUACAUUUUUAUCGCGUUCUCCUUCCUCUACUCUCUCGCUCUCUCUCUCUCUCUCUCUUUGUCUUCUUCACUUUUUCCUUCCCCCCCCCAUCACAUCUGCAUUUCUUUUACGCGUACCUUUCUCUUUCCUCUUUUCUGCUUUAUCUUACCUCCGUUGUUGUUGUUGUUGUUGUUGUUGUUCUUCUUCUUCUUCUUCUUCUUCUUCUUCUUCUUCUUCUUCUUCUUCUUCUUCUUUUGUUUUCAUCAUUGUGCUCUUUUCCCCCUUGUUCUCCUUCUGUCCGGCAAUUUUCCAUCUCUCCUUACCCUUGUCUCUCUUUUUUCAUGUUAUCCCUCUAUUCCUUUCUUUUAUUUUUGACAUGAAAACUGCUUCACCAUUUCUUUCUGUUUCUCUGUUUCUUUCUUCCUUCUGUUUUAUUCUUUCUUUCUUUUGUGUCUUUCUUUCUUUCUUUUGUUUCUUCCUAUCUUUCUUUCUUUAUUCUCCUGUCUCUCUUUCUUUCUUUUUCUUUCUUUCUUUUAUGUCUUUCUUUCUUCUCUGUCUCUCUUUCUUUCUUCCUUUCUUUCUUUCUUUCUUUCUUUCUUCUGUUUCUCUCUUUCUUCAUUUUGUGCCUUUCUUUCUUUCUAGAGCACACGUUUACUUUUCCUUUCAUCUUUCUGCUGUAUUCAUUCUAUUCCUUUUUUUCUUUCUUUUUCAUCUUCUUUCUGUCCUUCUAUUACCAUCAUUUUUCUAUUUCUCUGUGUCUUUCUUCUGUGUCUUUCUUUCUUCUGUUUCUUUCUUUUUUCUCUUGUGUCUUUCUUUCUUUCAUUCCUCUGUUUCUUUCUUUCUAUCUUUCUUUAUUUUUCUGUGUCUCUCUUUCUUUCUUUCUUUUUUCUUUCUUUUUUCAAUGUCAUUUUUUCUUUCUUCUGUUUCUUUCUUUCUGUCUUUCUUUCUUUCUUUCUUUCUUUCUUUCUUUCUUUCUUUAUUCUUCCGUGUCUUUCUUUCUUUCUUUUUCUUUCCUUUUUCAGUGUCUUUCUUUCUUCUGUUUCUUUCUUUCUUUCUUUCUUCUCUGUCUUUCUUUCUUUCUUUCUUCUCUGUCUUUCUUUCUUUCUUCCUUUCUUUCUUUUUUCUUCUGUUUAUCUCUUUUUUAGUUUGUGUCUUUUUUCUUUCUUUCUUUCUAUGUUUCUGUCUUCCUUUAUUUUUUAUGCCUCUCUUUCUUUCUUUCUUUCUUUCUUUCUUUCUUUCUUUAUUUUCAUUAAUUCUAUUCUCUUUUUUUCUUUCUUCCUUUUUCAUCUCCUUCAAUAUCUCCCCCUUCACCUCCACUUCAUUAUAUUUCACUCUUUCCCUCUUUCUCCUUAUAUCUCUCAUACAAUCUUCUCUUCUUUCCGUUUCCUAA
Messenger RNA from Acanthosepion pharaonis, 2571 nucleotides. Lineage: Eukaryota; Metazoa; Mollusca; Cephalopoda; Sepiida; Sepiidae. The record is from the annotation of a GenBank genome assembly.